GUUAGUUAUCUCCUCCUAUGCCAGAAACAUGGAGCCCGUCUUGUUUGCUCUACACGCCUGGCAAGCUGUUUUACUUUGCUUGCUUUUUGCUGUUAUUUAUGUUGGCAGUCUGUAUGCUUGGAUUAACAAUACCAACAGAACUCGAGAUCACCCUGAAAUUAUCAAACGAAGAUUUGUCAGUGUCGGUAUAGUUGCAUUAAUUGUACCACCUCUUUUGUGGUGCUUCAGCAAGUACCAAACUUCCACCAAUCCUGAUGGCCGCACUUUAUUUGAAUGGCUAGGGCUACGUUUCUGGGGAUUUAUACCUGCAUUUGUACUCCCCCUACUACUUACUAUGGUCUUGUUCUCUGGUCCACUUUAUUUACAUUACAUUGAUGGUGUAUUUAGCUUGUAUUUGGAACCGAAAUAUUGGUCAAGUAGUUUUAAGUCACUAAUCUGGCUCCGGAAUCAUUUAGUGGCUCCAUUUUCGGAAGAAUUCAUAUUCCGGGCUUGUAUGUUACCGGUUUUGGUUCCGUCUUUUGGAGAAUGGUAUGCCGUUUUCUGUUGUCCACUCUUCUUCGGGGUCGCUCACUUUCACCACAUGAUCGAAACGGUUAUAUUCGGACACCAAGCAGUUAAAGAUGCCUUGAAGCAGUCUAUUUUCCAAUUGUUCUAUACCACUAUAUUUGGAGCCUACUCAGCAUUCCUCUUUCUACGAACUGGUCACUUAGUGGCGCCUGUCAUUGCACACGCAUUUUGCAACCACAUGGGAUUUCCACCUUUCAACGAAGUAAUGGCUCAUCAACAACCUGGACGAACCAAAAUCAUUUUCUUCUUUAUUGCUGGACUUUCUGCUUGGUUGAUUCUUCUUUAUCCUCUCACCGACCCAAGUUUUUAUUCCAACGUAGUAUAUAAUCUAUAAAACAGUUCAAAUCUUGGCGAAAGUACUGAAUUACUACUAUAUUCACACACAAUUACAUUCACAAAGAGACAGAAAUAUCCUAAAUCAUGAAUUGCCUUAAAAUGUAAUUAUGAAAGAAAAAUAUUUUUAUUACAUUUUUUUUAUAUUUUUCCCCUUCCCUCCAUCCCAAAUUCAUACAGACCCUUAUGGAAUUAAGUCGACUUUUAACAUAAUGGAUUUCGACUUAAAACAAAGGUAUUGACCAUUUUCAAAUUUCUGGUUAGUAAUUUCUCUACUGCUACAUUCAAUCAUAUUACAUGAACUCUACCAUUACAUCUUUUUCUCUUAAUCAUUUUUUUCUCAUUCCUUAUUUCAACUGCUAAACAAAAUUCAAAUUCCUUAAAUCUAUCUGUUCGUCGUUCGAAGUUCUCCUUCAAAUUUUUCGUUGAUUCAAUGACCUGUUAUCCCUUAAUGUGACACGAAGGCGGUACAGAACCAGUUCACUGCUGUUUGGGAGGCAAUACCUGUCACUAUUAAAAUUGGUUUUCUCCUCGAAAUCUUGCCUGUCUCUAUUGAAGGACAAACAAAAAACAAGACAGUAAAAGUUCAUAUUUUCUCUUUCACCAGUUGUAACUUAAGCUUUUAAUUUUCUUUUUUUUUUCUUUUGUUUAUUCUGUGAUCGUCAUUAUGACUAAGAUUUGUAAAUAUUAGAAUCGACGCCUUCUAUUUUAUUUAUUUUAUUUUUACCCUCUUGAAAAGUUCCUUGGGAAAGAGAGAAAAAAAAAAGAACAAAUGAAAUUCUUGUAUUUAGUUGGAAUUUUAGAAUCAACGAAACUGUCUAACUUGGGAUUUUCAUCUACAGAGCUUAAAAAGUUGUUUUCUUUUUUUAAAAAAAAAAUCCAAAACUUUCAUGACUAGUGCCUUAACUAUACGAAAACUGAUUCGUGUUUGACUGGAAAGAAGUUCGGUUACGAUAACUGAUCCAUAUUAAAUGGAAGAGCUGAUGUUAGUUACUCUUGAACUGAUCUUUAACAUGUAGACCGACCAAUCCCUUUAAAUAUAUCCUUUAUAUUUCCUGUGAAAUAUAAAUUAUUAAUAUUAAAUAAAUGGCAAAAAAAAUGACGAAAUCCCUUUACUUGGCUUAAUAAAUUAUUCAAAGUGUCA
This is a messenger RNA of Octopus sinensis (East Asian common octopus), 2044 nucleotides long. Its product is annotated as CAAX prenyl protease 2. Gene Ontology annotation, molecular function: metalloendopeptidase activity. NCBI's taxonomy places the organism in Eukaryota, Metazoa, Mollusca, Cephalopoda, Octopoda, Octopodidae. Gene Ontology annotation, biological process: CAAX-box protein processing. The record is from RefSeq and is a predicted model, not a curated record. The transcript has a single exon. Gene Ontology annotation, cellular component: endoplasmic reticulum membrane. The coding region runs from base 29 to 901 and encodes 290 amino acids.